Molecule: messenger RNA, 1236 nt
Organism: Prorocentrum cordatum
Lineage: Eukaryota; Dinophyceae; Prorocentrales; Prorocentraceae
Source: the annotation of a GenBank genome assembly
AUGGAUCAAGCCUGGUCCCGUGGUUUGUGGUUUCUGGGCCGCGCUUUCACAAAGAAACGCAUCAGACGAUCUUUCAUGCCGCGGUGCGCCGUCUCGUGGCGCCCCUCUGGGCCCGCAGCACUCGUCCUGGUUCAUGUGCUCGUGCCUCUCGUGCAGCGCGGCGCAGAGGCGACAACCGCCGCCGCAGGGGGCAGCGAGAGGCUCGUGGUGGAGGUUGAUCAGGAGGGGCGGCCCUCCACGGUGGCCAGGGCCCCAAUGAUGCGCCGGGCGGGCGACUCCCCCAUGGAGGGCGAGAACGAGUACUCGAGCGGCUCGCUCAUGGAGGGCGAGGGCGAGGACGAGGACGAGCGCGGCUCGCUCGGCCACAGGGUUGACGAUGGUGAUUCGCUCAUGGAGGGCGAGGGCGAGGGCGAGGAUGGCUGGCUGCUAGAGGACAGGGGCGAGGACGGCUCGCUGCUGGAGGGCGGGGACGACGAGUCCUCGGCAAGGAGGCGCGGCAGCUCGCGGCGCAGGCGUAGGCGCCGGCGCGCGGUGCCUCAGCCUCGGCCUCAGAAUCGGUCUCAAACACAGUACGGUUACAUGCCAUACCCUGGCCAGUGCGCGGACUCCAAGAAGAAGGACCUUCAGACGUCAGUACAAAAAGGCGUCAACGACUUGGCAAAGUGCCAGGGCCUCUGCUCGGCAAACCCCAGGUGCUCUGCUGCGGAAUGGUACGCCAAAAGUUGGUUAUUUUCUCGGUGUCACCUUGUACUGGGGACCACGCCCGCUGUGCAAGGUGUCAAGCGCAUCUUGUCCCUCGCCGCCACAUGUUUCGUCAAGAAGAGCGUCCCGAUCCCGACGCCGAAGCCGACGCCAGAGCCGACGCCGGGGCUGGUUCCAGGGCCGCGGGGGGCUGUUGGGGCUGUUGGGGCUGCAGGACCUGUUGGUGAUCCUGGCCCGAGCGGAACUGUUGGCGAAAAGGGCCCUCCAGGCCCGAAGGGCGACGCCGGCGAAACCCCUGAAGUGUCGGUUGCUGGGCUGGCAACCCUUCCCAUUCUCGGUGGCACCGAAGCUCUCUUCCUGGUGGCACUCCUGGUCGCCUACUUCGCGUUCUCGUCGUCGGUGCUGGCCGGGCCCAAGGGGAGCACGAGGCAGCAGGCUGGGCAAGCCGAGGCGGUGGACGUGGAUGCGUUUCAGGCCGACGCGGGGGGCAUCGGAGAAGCGGACGGCGGGCGAGGCGACGGCGAGGCGCAUUAG